UCCACCUCUAGCUUUAAUUAUGUAGGCGCAGCAUUGCAAUCUGUUUUCUUGCGUGUUUUCCGUAUAAUUUGCUCAAUUUUUGGUUUAGUUAAGCCGAACUCAAAUGCUGCACACCCAAAUUGCUCAACCGCGCAGCAUACAAAGUGAAAAACAAGCAGUUAAAGUGGAAAAUAGGAAGAGUUUUGUUGUUUUUUUCUGUAAGAGGACGCGGCGAUGCAACAACAGCGACGCUAUGCGACCGCAUUUUGAGCGAUAAAACGAAAAGGUGCUGCCACACAUAACGGUUCUUGUUUGUUUUUACGACGGCACACAAAAGCAGCAGCAAUAACAACAAAGGUCUCCGUUGGAUCCUUCGAAUAAUCAAAAUCCGCACCAACAACCCACCAACGAAGCCGACGAACCCAACCAACUGGCGAUGCAAUUGAAAGCGCCCAAGAGCAGAAAUAUGGCCAGUCUUAAAGAUGAGGAACAUGCGGCAACCACAAGCAACUCCACGAACAACCUCAACAACAACAACAACAACAACAACAAUAACAAUAGUAAUAAUAUAAACAAUAACCACAGCAGCAGUAGCAACAACAAUAAAAACGAGGAUGAUCCUAAGGUUAGGAAGGAAAACCUGGAGGCCAGGAAACAGGCUUUGGAGCAGCGUCUGAGCGAAAAGAGCUGGCUGUUGCAGCAAAUCCAGAAACAAGAGACGGCCAUUAUCAAUGGAAAUUACGAACAAAUGACAGUCAAUGAAUUUUUUGUUCAACUAGCCCAACAGUACAAACAUGAACAGCAGCUGCAGGCUUUGGCCAGGGAAAAUAGCUCAAUUUUGAGGAGGAAACAAAGCACAACGAGCCGGGAAAGUCGAGAAAGCCAGAUGACCAACAGCAAUAACAAUCGCCAGUCGGAAACGCUGUCAAAUCGCAGUUCCGAAUAUGACAAUUUCCAGCCCUCUUCAUCGUCUGGGGCGGGUGAUAUGCUGGUGAUAGGUGUGGCCCAGCAGCAGGCGCAACAACAACCGCCGCUGGUGAAGAGCGCCCUGAAAAAGCGACCCACUCCCACGCCCAGUCAAAUGCAAUAUAUGCGCCAGCAGCAUCAGCAGCAAGCGCAUCUGGUGAUGAACAUGAACUACCAGAGAUCACAGCCGGAUGUCAUAUCCAUGUACUCAGCGAACUCCUCGAAUGUGGCUACAUUAAGGCAACCGCCACAAGUGGCUCCCCAGCAGCAGCCAAUUAUAGUUCAGUGCGAUAAAUAUUACUUAUCGCCCACACAUCAAAGUUACAAUGAGGGCGGAUUCAUUAAAUCAAGUCAGAACAUCAAGAAGUAUGUUUCCCCACUGGCUUCGCCCAGCAAUCUCAGCUACGAGCAGCAGCAGCAGCGAAAUCCUUUGCAUCAUCAGCGCCAACUAGAUGCAAUAUCCUUAGCGCCCAGUUAUGUGUCUGUGGAUAUGGAAGCUGCUCAGCAUCAGCAACAAUAUCGCUGGCGUUCCCAGUCACAUAUAGCUCCAUUAACGCCCCCUCAAUUAGGUAUAAUAGAGGUGAAAUCGCACUCCAGCGAUAUGCUGGCGGUGCCUAUGCCACCUAGUCGCUAUGCGCCGCAUGAUGAGAUCUCUUUGUCAUCCUCCUCCACCACCAUUGAAAAGAAACCGAAACCCAAGCAGUGGCUAGAAUCAUCGCUAGAUGGACCAGCUGUAAUAAGGCAGAUGGAUUCACAGCCGCACAGUCCAGCUGGCAGCAGUAAUGGAAGUAGUAAUCCAGGAGCAGCUGCCAUGGUAUCGAGUAAACCCCGAGCCAAGCUCUCUUCCCAGUCCAUGUCGGUAUCGGGUUGUCACUAUUCCAUGUCUAACCAGCGCCCUACGCAAAACUAUCCUAGUGCCAGCUAUGCGGUGAACACUAGCUCUAAAGCAUUGUUAAGUCAAUCGACAUCGUACCUCAAUGCCAUGGAGCAAACAUUGGGGAUUUCGGUGUCAUAUCCGCUGGAACCUCUGGACAUACCAGCACUUCGAAAUUUACCCCCUAAACCAAGUCAAAUGCAGCAGCCUACACCGCCGCCCAGACCUCCACCUGCACAUCAGGGUCAAAACCAGAACCUAAAUCACAGUGGAAGUUGUAUUACAAGUGGACUUGGCCAUGGCAGCGCGAUUCAAACAGCUUUGGUUUCUCCACCGUUAACCGUGGCCACAGCCAGUCUAUCUCCGGAAAUUCGCAUCGAGUCGCCGAAGAACAUGACCGUAGUCCAGCAGGCCACUUUUCAGCCGUACAAAGAAGUUACAAAACCCUUCGAGAUGUCCGAUUUCUACAAAUACUCCACGAAGUUUAAACAAAAGGAUGGCGGCAAUCCAAAUUGACCUGAAAGUUUUUACGGGAUUUACAAUUAUUUCUCCCUUUUUAUGUGAUUAACUAAAAUAAUUUUGUAGCAAAGAGAAGCUACAAAGCAAAAUAAGCUCAAAUUGUUAGAAACCUAUCGAAUUUCAAGUUCGUUAGCUCAAUUUUUUAGGACCAAGGACAAACUGAAUAUUAAUUUAACACAAAAAUGCUCAGACGAUCUGCCAAAUUAUAUACAGACUUAUGAAAAGGAAUGGAGUGACAUUUAAAUUUGUAUUGAAUAUACAAAAAAAACCAGGACAAUAUUAUCCCUUAAGGGAACAGAAAUCGCCUUAAGACAGGACGCCUUGAAAAUAUGAACAUAUUUUAUAAAAUAAAAAGCGUUUACAAAAGAAUAACUGACUAGCAAUUGUUGAACCGUGUAUUAAAGUAUAUACAUAUUUACACUAAUAGAUUAAUAUUUUUGUAUUUUUUUACAGAUUAGAUAUUCACAGAGUUCUUUAAGACUAACUAUUGACAAGCAAUAACAAAUAUAUGUAAAUAAAUAGUUUAUAUUAAAAUGUACAAGAUUUCGUUUUUAUUGAAUAUGAAAAACUCCC
This is a messenger RNA of Drosophila rhopaloa, 2911 nucleotides long. RefSeq lists its product as uncharacterized. Lineage: Eukaryota; Metazoa; Arthropoda; Insecta; Diptera; Drosophilidae. The transcript is spliced from 3 exons. The coding region runs from base 416 to 2335 and encodes 639 amino acids. The record is from RefSeq and is a predicted model, not a curated record.